Molecule: messenger RNA, 264 nt
Organism: Scutellospora calospora
Lineage: Eukaryota; Fungi; Glomeromycota; Glomeromycetes; Diversisporales; Gigasporaceae
Source: the annotation of a GenBank genome assembly
GAAGUAAAAACAAGUCUUCGAAUAUUAAUAAGUCUCGUUCAAAAAAAACCCCCCAUUAAAAAAUCACAAAAUAUAAUUACAAUCAUUUCGGAUACAGAAAUAGAAAUGCAAAUAAAAGAAAUUGAAGAACAAAAAAUUAAGCUUAAAGAACGAGAAGUUGCAAUUCGUGAGAAAGAAAUUGAGUUGCGAAGAAAAGAAGCUGAAAUUGAAGCUUUAGAAUUGGCUAAUAAAAAAAUGAGAAAUGAAUUAAAUAAUAUCGUCUAA